CUCCACUUAGCUACGGAGCUCAGGAGCAAGAAACCUGCUUCAUGCGACUGAAGCUUCUCUCUGACCCAGGGGUAUUGCUCCGGCGUUUUAGUCUCUUCCCCUUGUGCUUGUAGAGGGAACACAAAAACAUUUCAGAAUCCUGCCAACUCAGCUAAACACAGGGUUGGGAAUUUCCUUUGGGCUACGAGUGAGAGGCCUGAAACAGAUUCCUUCCUGCGAUGGCGACUCAGCCAAUAUAUCAGUAUAGAAAAUUAGUUACGAAGAAUAAUAGUCAUGAAGGAUCCUGCCCCAAAGAAGAUGAUGUAGACACCUUGCCAUCACCUCGCUUUCUCCAAUGCCUAGUGAUAUGCUUUAUUAUUUAUAUGUACAAGAAGGAACGUCACAAAAAUGAGAAAAUGAUAGAAAAUGAAACAAUGAAGACAAAAUAUAAGCAAGCGCAAGAUCAACUUAGGAAAGAAAAUGAUCAACUUAUGAAAGAAAAUGAAAAAUUGAAAAAGGAAUUUGAUGAGAGGAAAGCUCAAUUUAGGAAGGACUGGCAGAAGACAUCAUUGUACACUGACUGGAAGAAAGAAUUUUUCCAGGCUGUGAAUAUUAUUCUGGAUCCAGCCACAGCCCAUCCUGCCCUCAUCCUGUCUGCAGGGAACAGAUGUGUAACCAUGGGAGAGAAGUCUCAAGAUCUACCUGAGAGCCCACAGAGAUUUCGUUCCCUUCCCUGUGUGCUGGGUUGUCAAGUCAUCACUUCAGGGAGGUGUUACUGGGAGGUAGAGGUCAAGGACAGUGGGGCCUGGGACCUGGGAAUUUGUAGGCUUAAUGUAAUGAGGACGGGGAGGAUUUCCAUCAAACCAGAGGAUGGUUUCUGGGCCAUCAGAUUUUACAAGGAUGAGUACUGGGCACUCACCUCUCCAGAAAGACAGCUUAUUCUAAAAGAGCGCCUUGCCAGAGUGUGCAUUUUCCUAGACUAUGAGGAUGGACUUCUCUCAUUCUAUAAUAUGACAGAUAAAUCCCACAUUUACACCUUUUCUCAAGGCUCCUUUGAGGGGUCCCUAAGACCUUUUUUCAGGCUUUGGUCCAGUGAUUCAGGACAUCUGACCAUCUGUCCAGUGCCCGAAGCAGCACAGCCUGCUGAUAACCUUCGCCAUGUUUUCACUCCUGCACUGGGAACAUCGUGUAACCUGCAGAUCAGUGUGCAUUGAAGCAUCGAGUCACGACAUGAAUUCUCUCAUGCAAGAAUCUUUCCUUAUGGCUGACUAGUAUUCCAUUGUGUAUAUAUACUACAUCUUCUUUAUCCAAUCAUCUAUUGAAGGACACUUUGGUUGUGCCAUUUGUGACAACACGGAUGGCUCUUGAGAUUAUUAUGCUA
Rhinolophus ferrumequinum (greater horseshoe bat) is the source of this 1360-nucleotide messenger RNA. RefSeq names its product butyrophilin subfamily 1 member A1-like. Gene Ontology annotation, molecular function: protein binding. Lineage: Eukaryota; Metazoa; Chordata; Mammalia; Chiroptera; Rhinolophidae. Bases 219 to 1193 code for a protein of 324 amino acids. The transcript is spliced from 11 exons. The record is from RefSeq and is a predicted model, not a curated record.